AUAGUGAAACUCAGUUAUUCAUUACCCUCUGCAAAAGACAUGCCUCCUAUGUAUAUUAGAAAUGAUAGGCAAGUGCAAGCAUUUAUGAAAAAGCUUGCGGAAUUCAGAGGCGGUAUUCAGCUAUGUGUAACUGUUGAGAAGGGGAAAACAAGCACUAAUCCAAUGAUGGGGACAAGCAACAUCUCAAUUAGUAGUGAGAGCAAUACAGAUCCUUAUUCUACAUAUCAAGUCAUGAAUGAGGUACAAAUGUAUUCUGCAAACCCUGCUCCUAUAACUUUUGUUUCAGCUCCUGCAUGUCAUGUCAUGAAUGAGAUGAGAUUUGACUCAACCAUCCCGGAGAGGGUUAGAACUGAAACGGAAUCCUUCUCUAAUAUAUCUGAAGGUUCAGCUCCUGUAGGUGGUUCUACUAUUUCUGCAUCUUCAAAUACUUUGUAUUGUGGAAAGUUGUUCAAGGACAAAAAGGAAAUGGGAAGGCAGAUGCAGUUAUUUGCAAUGGAGAAUAACUUCGAGUUCCGGACUAAGAAAUCAGACUCAACACGGUAUACUCUUCGUUGCAUUGAUGAAAAAUGUAGUUGGAGGUUACGUGCAACUAGGGUUAAGGCAUCAGAUAGUUUUAUUAUUAAAAAGUAUGUUAGUGAGCACUGUUGUGAUUCUUCGCUAAGGAAGGUUAAUCAUCGCCAAGCAACUGCUAGGACAUUAGGAGAAAUGGUAAGUAAUCAUUUUCGUGGAGAGAAGCUUGCGCUUAAACCUAAACAACUGAUAGAAAAAUUCAGACACGACAAUGGGAUUGGAGUUUCUUAUUCAAAAGCGCGGAGAGCUAAAGAUCAUGCAAUCGAUGUUGCUAGGGGUACACCUGAAGAUGGUUAUGAGUUCUUGCCAAUGUGGAUGUACAUGGUAAAUGAGAAGAAUCCUGGUUCUGCAACCUUCAUUGAGGUCGAUCCUGACAAUAAAUUUAAGUACGCAUUUCUUGCUUUUGUUAUGAAAGAUGCAGCUUAUGCUUACACAAGGUUUGAUUUUGAACAAUUGUUCCAUGAACUGUCUCUUGCUGACAACAAGAUGGCACAGUAUCUGUGGGAUUUGGAUGUCAAAAAAUGGUCACGUGCUUGUGCACCUGCCAAUCGAUACAACAUUAUGACAUCAAACUUAGCUGAGUCUUUGAAUUCUCUGUUGAAAGAAAGCCGUGAGUAUCCAAUUGUCUGUUUGUUUGAUACAAUUAGGUCUACUCUUACCAGAUGGUUCAAUGAACGACAUGAGAAGGGUACUCGUAAUAGGCAUUCAGUUACUGUGAAUGUGAUGAAGCAAGUAAAGACACUGUAUGAUUCUACUGCACGCUGGCUUGAAGUGUCACAAGUGAAUCAACACGUGUUUGAAGUGAAAGGAGGUACGUUGGUUCAUGUUGUGAAUUUGGAAACAAGAGACUGCACGUGCUGUGUGUUCAAUAUCACGAAAAUCCCGUGUGCUCAUGCAAUAGCGGCUGCAAAACAUAUUAAUCUUAACGAAUAUGAUUAUGUUGAUACCUUAUACUCCAACAAAAGGUAUGUCAUAUUCUAACUUUACAGGUAUGUUACUAUAUAAAACAAGUUAUAAAACUGUAUUUUUAAA
Messenger RNA from Arabidopsis arenosa, 1602 nucleotides. The record is from the annotation of a GenBank genome assembly. NCBI's taxonomy places the organism in Eukaryota, Viridiplantae, Streptophyta, Magnoliopsida, Brassicales, Brassicaceae.